Molecule: messenger RNA, 1795 nt
Organism: Microtus ochrogaster (prairie vole)
Lineage: Eukaryota; Metazoa; Chordata; Mammalia; Rodentia; Cricetidae
Gene: Orai3
Product: ORAI calcium release-activated calcium modulator 3
Biological process (GO): store-operated calcium entry
Cellular component (GO): membrane
Molecular function (GO): store-operated calcium channel activity
Source: RefSeq, a predicted model, not a curated record
GGUUCGGUCUCGGCUCCACCCAAUCAUGUGGUCGUGGGACUCCGCCCCUGCCCCAGUUCCUGCUUCGGUCCCAGGGCCUUAUAGACACCCGCUUCUGCUCCCGCUGGGGCUGGCAGAGAUGGGGUCCCGCCCGCGCUUGGACCAGCCCUUCUUGGGGUCCCAAGGCGCCUCGGCUCCUCCGUGACGGUCGGCGCGGGUGGAGUAGUCGUUCUCAGGAUGAAGGGCGGCGAGGGGGACACGGGCGAACAGGCCCCGUUGAACCCGGAGGUGGACAGCCCUGCGGGCUCUGCCACAUACCGGGAGUUCGUGCACCGCGGCUACCUGGACCUUAUGGGGGCCAGCCAGCACUCCCUGCGGGCGCUCAGCUGGCGCCGCCUCUACCUCAGCCGGGCUAAACUCAAAGCCUCCAGCCGCACGUCUGCUCUGCUGUCGGGCUUCGCCAUGGUGGCCAUGGUGGAGGUGCAGCUGGAGAGUGACCAUGAAUACCCCCCAGGCCUGCUGGUGGCCUUCAGUGCCUGCACCACCGUGCUGGUAGCCGUGCACCUCUUUGCACUCAUGGUCUCCACGUGCCUGCUGCCCCACAUCGAAGCCGUGAGCAACAUCCACAAUCUCAACUCUGUCCACCAGUCACCGCACCAGCGACUCCACCGAUAUGUGGAGCUGGCCUGGGGCUUCUCCACUGCCCUGGGCACCUUUCUCUUCCUAGCUGAAGUUGUUCUGGUGGGCUGGGUCAAGUUUGUGCCCAUUGGGGCACCCAUGAACAAACCAGCUCCUGUGGUACCUAUGUCCCAGGUGCCACCGGUGACCCUUAGUUUACCUUCCAACCUCACUCCGUCCUCUGCUUCUGUAGCCACACCACAGCAGCCUUCCAAAGCCUGUCCACCCCGACAAGUGUGUGGUGGUGCCCAUGGGCCAGGUUGGCAGGCAGCUAUGGCCUCCACAGCAAUCAUGGUACCGGUGGGACUUGUGUUUAUGGCCUUUGCCCUGCAUUUCUACCGAUCCUUGGUGGCCCACAAGACAGACCGUCACAAGCAGGAGUUGGAGGAACUCAGUCGCCUGCAGGGGGAGCUGCAGGCUGUGUGAGCCUGGCUUAGACUCUUGGAAACAUUGAUGCCCCGUAUCUGCAAGGGAUCCCAGGGAUCUACAGACCUCAUUCGUUGCCCAAGACUUGAGCCAUGUACUGUAAACUACUCUCAGGUAGAGGCCAAAUUCCUGCACAGCGUCCCACACUCCCAGGGAUAUCCCGUUACCACGGUCCAGUGGAUUUUGUAAGCUGCACCUUGCCUGGCUGGAGAAAGGAGAGGAAGUAGGAUGGCCUCAGUAGAGGAGGCCCUAGCGGGGGCUUCAGUGGUGCUGAGCAUUUGCUUGCUCCUCCGCAGGAAGGUGACAUGCCUGCACACCUGUCCUCCAAGGCAGUCAACCCUUGCUUACGUGUAAUCUAUUACAAUCUAUUUCACAGUUGACAUCCUGGGAGGGGUUUUUGCCGGUCAUGGUUUUGAUGGGUUCCCCUUUCCCGACUGGGCUGCUGUAGGUGACCUGGGUGUCUGUCCCUAGAAUGAGCCACUUCCCACUUGGUGACUUGUGGUGGUGCCUGUCCCACAGCCCUAGACUCAUCUGUUCCCACGUCUUUGGCCAGAGCUCGGGGAGGAGGAACCUUUGAAGAUUGACUGCUGCCGGCUCGACUCCUUGACAAGGGUCAGGGUUUGUAAGGCAGACAGUUCAGCCCUUAGAACGCAGAGCGCUCCAGAUGCUGCAUUUCCGAUGCACCUUUUGUUAAUAAACUGUUUCACGUGUU